UCCUUCCUCCCUCCAUUCACAAAUCACAAUUUUUCUUUUCCUCGCAAAUGCAAUUAUCUAUUAACCGUCCUCUCAUCUCACUUUGAGUUCUUUAUUAUCCUUUUUUAGAUAUAAAUAUUAAUUACCUUUUCCAACAUAAACAAGUUUCCUUUCCUUUCGUGGUCGGGGUGGGGUUUCUCUCUCUCUCUUUCUCUCUCUAUGCUUUUCUUUUCUUAUUCCUUUCUUCAUUUUUUCUCCAAAACACUUUCUCCUUUCUUUCUUGUGUCUUGUGUUUUGUAAUAUCCCUUUUAUUUUUUUGAAAAGUUUUAUAUUUAAUAUUCAUGAUUAUUAUUUUAUAAUAGAAUUUUAGGUUCACGCAACCAUAUGCAUGUUCUCUCCAUGCUUGUCUGAUCUGGAUUGGAUCACAAGGAUCUUUGCCAUUUUCACUUUUUGUUUGCUACUUGAAAGGGUAGUGGUGGGGUUUUCAAUUUUAGUAACUCAUUAAUCCCUAGAUUUUUGGGUCAUAUUAAUCAUAGGACAAAGCAAAAACCUUGGAAGAAGAAAGGUACAAUUAAGGGACCUUUUUGUUGUGUUCUCAAGGGAAAUUUUGAACAAAGGGUUCUGUUUCAUUGUGGUUGGAUUAUUGUGCAAGUAAAUUUGUGGUACCCCAAUUGAAUAAAGUUUUGAUUUUUGAUUUUAGUAUGUGGUUUUGCUUGUGACUGUUAGUUUGGGUUGGUGUUGCAUCAAUUCCCUUGUGAUAUUCAGUUAUGGCAGGGAUUGAUGUUGCUAGGUUUUCUCAUAGUCCUGUUCAUAAGGCUGUGAUUUUGAAGGAUUAUGCUGAACUUAAGAAGAUACUUGGUGGUUUGCCGAAAUUUAGUAAUGUGGCUGAGAUUCGUACAGAAGCGGAUUCCGUUUUAGAGGAAGAGAAAGCUGAUGCCAUUUCUGAUGUGAUUGAUAGGCGUGAUGUGCCGAACCGUGAUACUGCUCUUCACUUGGCUGUAAAAUUGGGGGAUGAAGUUGCUGCUGAGAUGCUUAUGGUUGUUGGUGCAGAUUGGAGUUUGCAGAAUGAACAAGGGUGGAGUUCUCUUCAAGAAGCAAUUUGCAGUAGAGAAGAGAGGAUUGCGAAGAUCAUAAUUAAGCAUUAUCAGCCUUUGGCUUGGGCGAAAUGGUGUAGAAGGUUGCCUCGUUUGGUAGCGACGAUGCGAAGAAUGAGAGACUUUUAUAUGGAGAUUACAUUCAAUUUUGAGAGUUCUGUGAUUCCUUUCAUUUCAAGGAUUGCGCCUUCGGACACUUACAAAAUUUGGAAAAGGGGCGCAAAUCUAAGAGCUGAUAUGACUUUGGCUGGUUUUGAUGGUUUUAGAAUUCAGAGAUCAGAUCAGAGUGUUCUUUUUCUCGGUGAUGGUUCGGAGGACGGGAAAGUCCAACCCGGGUCGCUCUGCAUGAUCUCACACAAGGAAAAGGAGGUACUGAAUGCUUUAGACGAUGCUGCUUUUGCUGCGAAUGAUGAAGAAGUUCAGCAAGAAGUGGCUGCAAUGUCAAAAACGAAUAUAUUUAGGCCCGGUAUUGAUGUUACUCAGGCGGUUCUUUUGCCUCAGUUGACAUGGAGGCGGCAGGAGAGAACGGAAAUGGUAGGGUCUUGGAAAGCUAAGGUGUAUGAUAUGCACAAUGUAGUUGUAAGUAUAAAAUCUAGAGGAGUUCCUGGAGCUAUGACAGACGAUGAGUUGUUCUCGUCUUGCAAUGGAAAUGAAACUGAGAGUGAAGAACUUAACGAUAUUUUGACUGAAGAUGAAAGAAGGCAGUUGGAGGAUGCACUUAAGUUGGAUUCAUCAGAACUGAACAUUGACAGUGAUGAUGGGAUUUUUGGGCAUCGUUCUAGCUCUUAUGAAGUUCGGGAUAUUCCUAUUGAAGAUGCAAAUGGUAGCCAUAGCCAAAGUGGUGGAGAAAAUAAGCAGGAAAAGAAAGGAUGGUUUGGUGGAUGGAGAAAAAAGGAAUCUAAACAUGAAUCGCUGAAGAAGAUUUCUCCACCAAGAAGUUCUCUUUGCGUAGAAGAAAAAGUGAGCGAUUUAUUGGGGGAUUCUCCUUCGAGAAAUCAGAUAAAGCCAGGAAGACAUUCUGUUGAGGUGGUUGCAAGGGGUGACGAGCAGCGGAGGAAAAAAGAUGUCAGGGCUUCUUCUGCAAAUUCUGAUAGCAGGAGUCGUCACAAGGAAGGAAGCCGUGAAAAUGAAUAUAAGAAAGGGUUGAGGCCUAUUCUCUGGCUUUCUCCAAACUUUCCAUUAAAAACUGAAGAACUCUUGCCCUUGCUUGACAUUGUUGCAAACAAAGUUAAAGCAAUUCGUCGAUUAAGAGAACUCCUUACAACAAAACUUCCAAUGGGAACUUUUCCUGUUAAGGUUGCCAUUCCUGUUGUUCCUACCAUAAGAGUAUUAGUUACUUUUACAAAAUUUGAAGAACUACAGCCAUUAGAUGAAUUCGCAACACCGCCAUCGAGUCCAUCUGCUUCUGGAGAAGAGAGCCCUGCAGCAACAAAUAUCCCGUCUUCGUCUUGGUUUCAGUGGAUAAAGGCUCCAUACCGUGCUAGUUCAUCGGCUGCAGGUUCCAGCAGUAGGAUAGAAAAUAUUCCAGACCCAUUUGCAAUUCCCUCAGAUUACACUUGGGUCACUGCUGAAGCAAAGAAGAAAAAGAUGCAAGAGAAGAACAAAUCAAAAAAAGGGAAAAGUCAUAAGCAAUGAUGUAACUUCAGGGGCCAUUGAAAAUUCAAACUAGGAUUUGAUUCUCCAAAGGAGUUGUGCUUGACCAUUUCAUAUGAGAAGUGAAUCAUUGUGGUUCUUGCAAUAAUUGUUUGAGUUUUCAAGUUUACACCAUACAUUUGUUGACUGUGUUUCAAAAUAUAUAUGUGCAAACCAAUUAACUCAAGUAUAGUUGCAAUCACAAUGUGCAACUUUCAUCAUCAUAAUUAGAGUUUGAAUUCAAGUGGGUUUGAUUGUAAUAAUUAUAAUUCUUUCUCUUGAUUUUAUUCAUGUUGUAAAUAUAUUGAUGACAUUGUUUACUAGCUUUGGAAUUUAUCAUAGCUUGUUUUCUUGUAUUAA
Messenger RNA from Cicer arietinum (chickpea), 3065 nucleotides. RefSeq lists its product as uncharacterized. Lineage: Eukaryota; Viridiplantae; Streptophyta; Magnoliopsida; Fabales; Fabaceae. Gene Ontology annotation, molecular function: protein binding. Gene Ontology annotation, cellular component: cytoplasm. The record is from RefSeq and is a predicted model, not a curated record.